AUGCUUUACGAGCUGAUAGGAAUAGUCCGACCUGGCAACCUCGCCGAGGUAAAGGAGAUUGUCCUCACGGCAGGCCAACUCGUCCUGCGCAACGGCGGCGUCGUCCGCUCCGUCGCCAACUGGGGCGUCUUUGCCCUGCCGCGCGCCGUGACCAAGGCCCAGAUGCGCCACCAUAACGGCCACUACUUUGUCCUGCGGUACGACGGCUCCGCCGCCGCCCAUGAGCAGGUGCGCAGCACGCUCGCGCUCGACCCCCGCGUCAUCCGCGCCACGGGCGUACGCCUCGGUGACGGCAAGCUCGACACGCUGAGCCGGCUCGGCGAGAUCCGGUGGGAGAGGGGCACGUGA
Molecule: messenger RNA, 348 nt
Organism: Thyridium curvatum
Lineage: Eukaryota; Fungi; Ascomycota; Sordariomycetes; Thyridiales; Thyridiaceae
Exons: 3
Coding region: 1-348 (115 amino acids)
Biological process (GO): translation
Cellular component (GO): ribosome; mitochondrial small ribosomal subunit
Molecular function (GO): structural constituent of ribosome; small ribosomal subunit rRNA binding
Source: RefSeq, a predicted model, not a curated record